Diaporthe amygdali is the source of this 390-nucleotide messenger RNA. RefSeq lists its product as uncharacterized. The record is from RefSeq and is a predicted model, not a curated record. NCBI's taxonomy places the organism in Eukaryota, Fungi, Ascomycota, Sordariomycetes, Diaporthales, Diaporthaceae. The transcript has 3 exons. Bases 1 to 390 code for a protein of 129 amino acids.
AUGAUGGCUCAUGAGAAGUAUCAUCAAGGGGUUGGUCCAGGUGCCGGGGCCAGGAGUGGAGCGAACGCCCUCUGCGAUGAUGAGAUGGCGUUGUUUGAUGCUCGCGGCGAAGCCAAGGCGGGUGCGGGAGCGGGAACAUGCAACUUUAAGAGUGACAUGAAAGUGCGGGUCAAGACGUGUGAGGAAGCCAAUGCAUGCAAGUACCACGGCAAGUAUCUCGCGAGUGUGCCGAGCAACGGUGAGGCGAUGCUAGACGACGAAGAGGGGCUGGAUGCCGUGUUCGUCUUGCCUGCCCAGGCCUCGGAAGCGGGAACCCUGCGAUUCGUGUGCGAGAAGCCCAAUCAGCAAGGCAAUAUGCUCUGCAAGAGACGGCCGCGCCCACGGCGGUAA